CGUAACACUAAGAAAGUACGCUACAGACUGUGAUAAUAACUUAUAUAUUUAUUCCUUGAUAAAGUCUUGCGACAACAGGAAAACUCCGUACAUAACUAUUUAAAUAAAGUUCUGGGACAGAUUUUUUAUACGAACCCGUUAGGGUCGUUUCUACCCGACAGCGUGGCGCAAGGGGGAGGUUCAACACCACCUGUUGCAUCUUCGAGGCGCGUCUGCGUAACAGCCCAACAAUGAACACAUUGCUCUCUGAGUAGUCGGUUUCCCACUGCCUAGCGCCCACGCUAAAAAUAGUUUUCAAUUAUACAACAUAGUGCAGAAAGAUAUGGCGCACAAAAAAGCAUCAAGUACUUUCGAUUCAACAAUCAAACAGUUACUAAAAUUUCCUAACCGUGGCUUCGUUUGCAGUUAAGAAGAACUGUUAACGUUUUUAUUUCACUGUCUUCUUUAUUUAUCACGUUGCUCAUCUAUCUAGUGGAAAUUAUCAAAUAUGUUCCACUCCACUCAAGCAAGUACCUGUGUGGUAUACUUCAAUGCCACUGAAGGCCUAUUUUCGUAUUUGGUCCAGGAAGCAGAAGAAGGGGAUAACUGCAAAACCACAAGAUUUCAGGAAACACCAAAAACUGUUUUACGCUACAAAUUCAAAAAAGUUUUGAACUUUUAUUUUCCAUUCUUAUUUUUUGAAGACUGCUUGAUAAAAUGGUCAUGGUAGAAUAUUUGAUAUCGACCCUAUCUAGAUUUUCAAAAUGUAUCUCCCGUAAAAUUUGCGUAAAGGGAGUUAAGUCAAGUUACUCCUAUAAAAGUUAAUGGAGUUUGGAGGCAAGUUCUUUAAUGUCCUACAAAAAGAGUCAUCUCAUCUAUCAAAUAUCUCUAAAUGCUAUAUAUCAUUCAUUAGGGGUCAAUCCGAUUUUUCUCCUAAUACAAGUAAAACCUUGAGGUAAAAAGGGAUAAGUCUACUUGACUCAUUUUUCAUUCCGUCAUAUCGCAGGAACUAUGGCACGUAGACGGAAAAUGUGCCAUUUUACUGUAGAUGUAGAACGGCCACUAAAAAUCUCAGUUUGGGGUUAUGUCAGUUAAUCCCUUCUUCCGCUUCCUGGAUCCAAAUUUGAGGUUGUGAGACGCAAAGCAACGUAAGACUCUUAGUCUCAUGUCCAAUGUCCAACUCCUUUUUGUGGUCUGCCUCUCAAAAGUGCAUUAAAUUAUGCGGGAUGCAGUUUGACUAUCAACAUAUUUAUUAGUCGAGAUGUGCGCAGAUUGGCCUUAAUGUCUUCCAGUUUCUUGCAAACCCCACAAAGGUGAAGGGCUGCACCCAACCCCGUUUUACAGAUAGAACAUUGUGUAAACGACACUCUGCAUAUGGGAUAUUGUGUACUCCGCACGCUGCAGAUAGAACAUUGUUGUUAGGACGCGUCGAUUUCUUUUGCUUGUAGAAAAUUUGGACGGGCCGCAAAAACGGGUCCCAAGAGCGGGUUACGAUCCUGGACCCCUUAUGGUGACCCCCACUGCCACUGGGCAAUUCUAGAUCGCACGAAUGGCAAAAAUUCCGUAAUUUUCUUAGGUUUUUGGCUAAACUACUUGAGUUAGAAUAAAACCAGACAUGACUUUUCCCUGACUUCCCUGACUUCCCUGACCGGUAUGAGCCCUGGACUAGCGUAGACCAGCGCGGCCGACUCUGCGUGGGGCUGCUCGGGCUCGGCUGAGUCUCUCUAGGCUCGGCUCGUGGCGGGCGGGGGCGGGGCUGACGCGGCGCGACGAGACGGCGUCGGGCGACGUACGCCAGCCGCUUCACGACCCCGCCUAGCAGGCCUAGCACAAUACGUAUAUAAGCUUUCUUCUGGUUCUCUUUAAUAUUUCUUAAUCGAGAGUUAAAGCAAUGACACCUUACCUUACUCGUGUAUAGUUAUGUUUAGAUAUGUAAGUGUAAGGUUGUAAGGUACCAUCUGCUAAAAAAAAAAACGGUGUUAGGGAGCAACGAAUCGGUUCGUUGGAAUGAGAAGUUUUUGGUGUUUUACUUGAGUUUAUAAGUCCGCGGGUGGACCUGAGCCGUUGACCUUCACUGGGUAGUCUCUUAGGCACGCCUUCAGUUGUUGUGGCGCUGCGACUCCCCCCUCGCCCGUACUUCAGCUCUUCGCUCGGUAUCUCUCUCCAACAGACACUCUCAAACGCGCCAGUCGCACUCAUCAGUUGGCAUACACCUGCUCAGUAGAGCGGUCCGGCUAGUGCCACACGUGACUCCCUCGUCUAGUGAUCAUCGAGUUGUUGGCUGAGUGCAAAUUAAACUAAACUAUACUAUACAAUAUAGUAAUGGACUAUACCGUCUAACGAAGCCAACAUAUUGAUCGGAAAAGUCGCCGCAAUAGGUUGGUGCCAACCUAACAGUGUAUGGAAAAAAAUUGUGUUGGAACAUAUGCAAUGUUAUAUAUUUGCUACCUUUAAAUUGUUAGGACGUUGCAUUUCCAUGUUUUGUGUUGUAUGCAUUCGUUUUAGGCGCACUUCUGUAGUUUUAAGGCGUUUUAAAUAAAUGUUGUAUUUGGUUUGGCAAAUAUAGUUUUCAUUUCGUUGUGGUGGUAGCUAUUACAUGUUUGAAAUUCGUGAGCCGGUAGCCGUUAGCGGCGGAGCACUAUCACAAGUUUUGACUGGUGUGUUUUUAAACUGGGAAUUUUAAGAUUAACCGAAAGAUUAUGUUCAUGAGAUUCGUCUAAGUUGAUUAUUUUAACAUGCAGAUGUAUUGUUAUGAAUAAAUAAAAAAAAUUAGUGUGGGAAUUUAAAGAUUCACCGAAAGAUUAUGUUCAUGAGAUUCGUCUAAUUUUAUUAUUGUAACAUGCAGAUGUAUUGCUGUAAAUUAUUGUGGAUUAUGGCGGCUGUAUUUAGUGCUAUUGUCCACAUUUCAAUGCAAGAUGCCAUUUGUGAAAUUCAAUUGUUUGAAAAUGAAUCGCAUGGUAUGGAUGUUGGUUCUGAAAUUGUGGAGGUUGAAGUGUAUGGUGGAAAUCAACCAAAUGUGACUCGUUGGGAAUCACAAUUUAUUGAUAAGCCGAACCAAAUCGGGAAUAUGUUAGCCACACGAGUUUGUUCUGCAGCAAAGUGUCAUUCAAAUAAUGCCAGUGUAAAAUUGUAUUCAUUUCCUUACAUAUUUAGAAAUAUGAAUGGGAGGAAGGUGGUGAAUAAGUCUGGCCUUGAACGGCUUAGGGAAUGGAUAAGAUUAUCUGGUAACAUGAAAUUAUUAAAUGUGAAUCCAGGUCAUAUGUGUAAUGGUUUUUAUUUGUGUGCUGAUCAUUUCAAUAUGCAUCAAUUCAAUUCCAAAAAUAAUGAUAUCUUAAAGAAGACUGCCAUUCCAUCACUGUUUGAUUCUAAUCCAAUUGGUGAUGAUGCAAUGAGUGCUUAUGAUAUUGGAUGGAAUAUUCGCGAAUUUAAUGUAGAUACGUUUGUAGAAUAUAUGGAGAAGAAUAUCAUUGAUGUUACUGAGGAUGAUCAAAUUUCUACACACGUAGUUAAUGAAGAAAGUGAAGUAAAUAUCAGCAAUGAUGCACUUGUUGAAAGUGUUGGAAAUCGUACCAAUUGUGAUGUUAAGAAAUGUUGUGUUCAAGGAUGUGUAAAUAUUUUUGAAAAAUUGUAUUCAUUUCCAAAUGUGUUUAAGAAGGGAGGUAAAGUUAUUAAUUUGCAGGCGUUACAAACUUGUAGGGAAUGGCUGCGUAAAUGUGGCAAUCCAUUAUUAUUGAAUCGCAAUCCAAGUAAAUUAUUUGAAGAAGUUUUUGUGUGUGAGGGACAUUUUUCAAAUGAUGCAUUUUACAAGUAUAAUAAGUCAAAAUUGAAAGUGGCUGCAAUCCCAAUUCACUUUCAGUAUGAGUGUUUAAGUGAUGAACUUAUGUAUAAAUUUGAUAUGGCGUGGAAGAUGCCUCAAAUUUUGUCAAAUAAGAUAACUGAGUUCGAUGAAGAUGAACAGAAGAAUGUAGCAACUGAAGAUGAUGUAGUACCUGUUGUUAUUAAUGAGUUGGAGGAAAAUAAUAAUGUUGUGGAGCCAAUUCGUUCUUAUACUAGAUUGCAGAAGUGUUGUUACUUAUCUUGCAAUGGAAGCAAUAGGGAAACAACAAUGUUUCGAUUUCCAAAUGUUCUUAGAAAACUUAAUGGUGUUAUGCAAGUAGAUCAGACUAAAUUGGACAGGUUUUUGCAAUGGUUGAAGAAUAUUGGGAAUGGUAUUUUAUUGUUGUAUGAUCCAAAGUUUAUUAAUGAGAAGUUUUUUGUAUGUAAGGAUCAUUUUGAAGAAAAGUUUAUCAAUUAUCAGAAGGUAGAUAAAUUAAUUCCAAGUGCAGUUCCUAUGUGUGCUGAACACGUUUUGUCUGAUGAGAGUGUGGAACAAUAUUGUUUAAAUCUAAACCGGUGGAGUGAUAACAAUUAUGAUGCCAUUUGUUUUGAUGUAACUAAAAGAGCAGCAUCAGACUUUGAUGAUGAAAUGAAAAAUCUGAAGUGGAAUGUGUGUGUAUCCUGCAAAGAAAAGUUCUUAGUUAAAGGAGAUGAUGAAACGAAAUGUUUACAUAAAGACAAGUGUUGGGAAUACUGUGGUAUAAAUAAUAUGGAUCCAGGAGAUGUUCCUAUUGAAUUGCAAGGUCUGACUUUCAUUGAGGAAAGAUUGAUUGCUAGAGUUCACCCCCUCAUUUCAGUAUAUAUGUUAACCAGGAAUGGGCAAUACGGUUAUCGAAAGAACGUUAUCAAUUUCUCUCAGAAAAUUGAUAGUUUUGCCAGAGAAUUGCCAAUGAAGAUUACAGAUUUAAAUUCCAUUAUUGUUGUCAGGAAAGAAGGUGAAGAUAACACAUACCAUGAUUUUCAUGUGAGGGCUCAUAAAGUUAAAGCAGCAUUAGUGUGGUUGAAACACAAUAAUAAGUUUUAUGAGGACAUAAUGAUUAAUGAGGAUAACCUAAAUUUAUUACCUGAAGAUAGCAAUGUGUCCGAUGAAAUCCAAUCAUAUUGUGGAAAUGAUAUAAGUGAGAAGAAUGUAAUACCUAUGGAUGUAGAUGAUGGAAUUUGUGAAGAAAGUAAUAUUGAUGAUCCAUAUCGUACAGUUGUGUCUGAUGUUCAUUUUCCACAUCAAGAUGAACAGAUUAGAAAUUACCUAAAUUGGCCUUCAUUUGAAUCUCAACCUAUAGAUGAAUAUAGUACUCCAGGUUACAUUGCUUGUGCAUUUCCUACUUUAUUUUGUUAUGGUAAAGCUGACUUGAGGGAUUGGCAUGAAAAAGAUGUUAAUGCGUCUAAUUAUUUUAGACAUUUAUUGCGUUAUCGAGAUGAAAGGUUUUCUAAGCAUAAAACUUUUCGGUUUUUUGCUUAUAAUUCUUGGAUGCGUUGGACUGCAUUAACAGAUGGAAAUGUGUAUGUCAAACAAAAUGAAGAAUUUAAAAAUAUGACUGUUGAUCAAUUAAAGGAAAUAUUAAAAGAAAAUCCAAAUAUUCUGAAGAAAGUAAUGUUUCAUGCUAGAAACUUGAGGGGAAGUAAGGCAUAUUGGCAUUCAAGAGCUGGAGAAUUGCAUGAUAUGGUUAAUCAGUUACAUAUGCCAACCAUAUUUUUAACAUUGAGUGCUGCAGAUCUACAUUGGAAAGAUCUGUAUAGAUUACUUACUGGAAAAGAAGAUUUAUCUGAAUUGACUGAAUUUGAAAGACAUAAGCUAUUGAGAGAUAAUCCACAAGUUGUUGAUGAAUUCUUUGAUAUGAGGGUAAAUGCAUUUUUGAAACAUGUUUUGAUUAAAAAGUAUAAUGUCAUUGAUUACUGGUAUCGCAUUGAAUAUCAGCACAGAGGCUCGUGCCACCUGCACGGAGUCUUUUGGUUUGAAAAUGCUCCUAAUUGUGACAAGAUGGAAGAGGCAACACAAGAAGAAUUAGAUGUCAUUGUUGAUUAUUUUAAUGAUCUUAUAUCAGCCAUUAAUCCAGAUAGUCAUUCAGAGAGAGAAGAUGAUCAUCCUUGUAGAAAAGUAUAUGGCAAUGUAACUGACUUUCAGAAGGAUCUUGCUGAGCUUUUGAAUACAGUCCAAAGACAUACAAAAUGUUCUACUGAGUAUUGUAUUAAGUAUAAUAACAGAACAAAGGAAAGUAAGUGCAGAUUUGGCUUUCCUAUUUUGGAUUUGAAUGAUCAAGCGAAAUGUGUUGCAAAUGAAUCUGGUGAAAUUGAAUUUUGUCCGGCUCGUAAUGAUGACAGGUUAAAUAAAUACAAUCAGUUUAUAAUACAGUUGUGGCGUGCAAACAUGGACAUUGCACCUGUUAUUAGUAAGAAGAGAUUAUUGGCGUAUUUAUCGAAAUACAUUUCAAAGUCAGAAGUUUCUUCAGGCUGUGUACUUGAUCUGAUGAAAGGAAUUUUGGAUUCAAUGAAUGAAGAAAGCAAAUGCGUUCAUGCCAUUCAACGCUUUUUUAUUAAAGCUUGUGUGGAACGUGAUGUUUCAGCCCAAGAAGUAAGCCAUAUAUUGUUAGGACUCAAAUUGCAUUCUAGUGGUAAAAGAUCAUUUGUUAUUGUUAAUUUUAAUAAUAAGAAAUGGUGCCAAAUUUUGACUGAUGAUGAGAAUCUUGAUGAUGGUACAAGUGGUAAAUCGUUUAUUGAAAAGUACAAAGAUCGUCCUGCAUUUUUGGAAAAUGUUUCAUUAUGGGAUGUUGCCAAGAAAUAUAAUGUUGCAAAGUGGAAAUUGUUAUCUUCCAACGCAGAAAACAUUGUUAGAGUUUUUCCAAUUGUGAAGUUAAAAGUGGAUGAAGAGAAUGACAAGUAUUUUGAACAGCAAGUUUAUUUACAUGUACCAUGGCGCAAUGAUGAAAAUUUAAGGAAUGAGAAUGAGUCAUGGAAUGAAGCUUAUAUUAGAUAUGGUUUAAGCAAUGUGCCAGGAGUUGUCGAUUUGUUAGAAAAUGUAGCGUCUGAUGAAGCUGAAGGAGAAGAAGAUGAUGAAGAAUUGUUAGAUGGUUUUUAUGAAGCAGAACUGGAAAGGGAGAAUAACGAAGAAUGGAUGGUGUGUUCAAGUAUUGGACGCGGUAGAAUAGAUCAAGUUGAAUUGGGAAAAAGGCAUGUAGAUAUAAAUUAUCCAUGGAUGGGAUCAUUUGAGAUGUAUGAACAGUAUGGAACCAUAGAAGAAUUUCAAAAUUUUAUCAGAGAGCAGAAGAAAAUGUUUGAAAAUAGUAAUGAAUUAGAGACAAAUGCGUUUGUUAAUAGUCCUAAUAUUAGUCUCAGUUGUGAUCAGCAGAAGGUGCUGCAAUUAGUGACCAAACAAAUUGAAUCAAUUGAAUGCAAUAAUACCAAUUAUGCAUGUGAUGAUGUUGUUAAAACUUGCAUAGUUCAAGGCAAGGCUGGUACUGGGAAAAGUUUGGUAAUUGCACAAAUUAGAAAACUGUUAACAGAGAAAUAUGGAAAGGAUUCUUAUGUAUUAGGUACUCCUACAGGUGUAUCUGCAUUAUUGAUUAAAGGGAAAACUGUUCAUUCAAUCUUUCGAAUUCCAAGAGAAAGUAAGAAUUUCAAACCAUUAGCAGGUGAACAAGCUAGAAAAUUGAACAACGAAUUUGCAAAUGUGAAGUUUUUAAUUAUUGAUGAAUAUUCUAUGAUUGGUAGUAGGAUGAUGGGAAUGAUAAAUAGACGUUGCAAAGAGGCCACUGGUAAUUAUGCUGAAGAUUUUGGUGGUUUGUUUACAUAUUUCUUUGGUGAUAUAAAACAGUUACCACCAGUUAAAGAUAAACCAAUUUAUAGUUAUAAUCAGAAUUGUGUUUUAUCACAAUGUGGUUACAAUGCAAUGCAGAAUAUUCAGAAGUGUAUUAUUUUGAAUAAAAUACACAGGCAAAAUGAUAGCCAAUUUCUAAAUAUAUUGAAUAAUAUUAGUGAAGGUGUUGUAACUAAGGAAGAUUAUGAAGUUUUGAGGACUAGAAUGAAGGGAUCAGUAAGUAAUUAUAAUGAAUUUGAUGAUGCACUGCAUUUAUUUGCGACUAAAGAAGAAGUGCGUAAUUUUAAUAUAUCAAAGUUAUCUGAAUUGAGAGAUAGUAACAAUGAUUUUGUACCAGUUUUGAAAGUUGAAGCUCGAACAAAUUGUGUUAAAGCUAAAAAAGCUUCUACUGAUGAGGCCCAAGGAUUGGAGCAAAAUUUAUAUCUAGCAAAGGGAUGUAACAUUAUGCUGAGAACGAAUCUCUGGUUGGCUAAAGGCCUAGUUAAUGGUGCUAUGGGUAAAAUUGUUGACAUUUUAUAUAAUGAUAAGACUGAAGUUUCAAUUCAUCAUCCAACAGUUUUAUUGUGUGAAUUUGAAAAUUACACUGGCCCUUCUAUAAUACCAGGUUCAAAUGUAGUACCUGUGCCUACUAUGUUGAGCAGUUGGACAAAUCGGCAUAAUGAAUCAUUAUCUCGUAUUCAAUUUCCAAUAUCAUUGAGCUAUGCCUGUUCCAUUCAUAAAUCUCAAGGACUUACUUUGUCAAAGGCUGUUGUUCACAUUGGUGAGAAGGAAUUUGCACUUGGCCUAACGUAUGUUGCCAUGUCAAGAGUGAAGUCACUGAAUAGCAUUAUGUUAUAUCCAUUUUCAUUUUCACGAAUAAGUAAAUUGAAUUCAGGCAAUCUCAUAUUAAGAAAUGAUUUUUUGCAAUAUAUUAGUACUAAAUGUGUACUUUGAAUACUCAAUGUGUGAUUAUCUCGAGGUAAUUGAUUUGUUGUAGGCUCAAAGAAAAUACAGUUUAUGGCAUCAAAGUAUUCAUUUUAUUUGGUGAUUAAAUACAAAAUUAGAUGAUUUGUUUGGCAUUAUGCAUUGAUUGUUUGCCAAUGGUCUUUGAAAAAUAAUUAAUUAAAUUAUACUGCAGUUCUGUUAACAAAUGAUGGUCUUUCAAGGUAAUUGUGGUUUAUCAAAACAUACAUACAUCUUUUGCCAAUCGUCAGUCUCAACGUUAUGCAUUGUCUAUGGAAAAAGAAAUAAUGGUUAUAAAUGCUGAAAUGAUUAAGUUUUACUUAUUAAAUAUUGCAUUAUGUAAUACAUACCACAAGAGCAUCUACUGCUUCUCCAAUUGAUUGCAGGUUUAUAGUGAAGCUUUUGAACUUUUGUGUUUUCCUACAUAAAUGAUGUAAGUUGCAAUAUUAGUAAUUUAUAAAAAUGGUAUUACUUAUAUAAGAAGGAUUGUUUGUGGUAGAAAAAUUAGGCAAUUGUACUUACUGUUCUACUACUUGAUCCAAGUUGAAAUGGAUCCCAUAAGCCAUGAAAAUCAACUCGACAUCAUGCUUUUCAUAGUCAUUUCUGAAUGGGGAUUAGAAAUUUACUUAUGUGUGUAUUACAUGUGGCAUAAUGAACUUUUGCAGGUAGUAUAAAAGUUACUUACGGUAAAUUAGUGACAUAGAUUGAAUUUGUUGGUGGUCUAUUGUGGGUUCUGUCAUAUCUUUUAUGCAGUCCUGUGUUACUCAUUUUUUUGUAGGUGGAUCCAAUUCCCUUUUUUUUGUCUGAGUAAGUGACAAUUACUGUUU
Molecule: messenger RNA, 9435 nt
Organism: Frankliniella occidentalis (western flower thrips)
Lineage: Eukaryota; Metazoa; Arthropoda; Insecta; Thysanoptera; Thripidae
Exons: 12
Coding region: 2819-8599 (1926 amino acids)
Biological process (GO): DNA repair; telomere maintenance
Molecular function (GO): DNA helicase activity
Source: RefSeq, a predicted model, not a curated record